Molecule: messenger RNA, 8009 nt
Organism: Aplysia californica (California sea hare)
Lineage: Eukaryota; Metazoa; Mollusca; Gastropoda; Aplysiida; Aplysiidae
Product: unconventional myosin-IXAa
Biological process (GO): intracellular signal transduction
Cellular component (GO): myosin complex
Molecular function (GO): microfilament motor activity; GTPase activator activity; ATP binding
Source: RefSeq, a predicted model, not a curated record
AGUGCCUGCUACAGUGUGGAGGGAGUGGAUGAGCAGCAUGAGUUCGCCCGGCUCAAGCAGUCUAUGGAAAUGGUCGGAUUCUCCCCAGAGACGCAGAAAAAAAUCUUCAGCGUUCUAUCUGCUGUUCUGCAUCUUGGUAAUAUCGAAUUCAAAAAGAAGGGAGAUAAGCACCACGACGAGUCUGUCACGGUCAGGAGUGGAGAGACGGUGAAGACUAUCUCCUUGUUACUCAAGGUCAAAGAGAGAUACGUGUUGGAAGCCUUGACACAGAAAAAGACGACAGCUGGCGAUGAAACGUUUGUCAUCAACUACAAAAUGGAAGAUGCUAUUGCGACCCGAGAUGCCAUGGCCAAGUGCAUCUACGGUGCCUUAUUUGACUGGAUCGUGCUCAAAGUGAACCAGGCGCUGCUGGCCAAGAAACACGACUCGGAACACGAAGGAGACUCCAUCGGUGUGCUCGACAUCUUCGGCUUUGAGGAUUUUGGCCGCAACAGCUUUGAGCAGUUUUGCAUCAAUUAUGCCAACGAGCAUCUGCAGUACUACUUCAACCAACAUAUUUUCAAGUUUGAGCAGGAGGAGUAUCAGCGUGAAGGUAUCCAGUGGAAGAACAUUGAGUUCAUCGACAACACUGGGAGUCUGGAGCUUUUCUCCAAACGUCCCAGCGGCCUUUUUUACCUCCUGGAUGAAGAGUGCAAUUUCCCGGCUGCCACCAAUGAGACUCUCCUGAACAAGUUCACUCACCACCACAAGAGCAACCUGCACUACCAGGUGCCUCAGCUGAAGGAGGGAGCCUUCAGCAUCAUGCACUACGCUGGCCGAGUCAAGUACUUCGUCAAGGAUUUCCGGGAGAAAAAUCUUGACCUUGUACGGCCAGAGAUUGUAGCAACUUUGAAGAAAAGCAGCCUGGCAUUUGUGAGAGAAUUGAUGGGCAUUGACCCUGUUGCGGUUCUGCGCUGGUCCGUAGUCCGCGCAUUCUUCAGGUGUUUCUUCGCUUUCAUCAAAGCAGGAGAGAGAUACAGGAAAAAUGGAGGGAAAGAGAGUCGCAGGCGACCAGCUCCCAGCAAAAGAUUGUCAGAUCCAACUCUGCAGGAUGUUUUCAAUGAAAAUUUGCUCAACUCCGCCCCUGCUGGCUACCCGUCGCGCCACCACCACUACCACCACCACCAGCAAAACGCUUCAGGGAGCAGGGCCAUCCUCUCCAAAAACGACAACCACAGUGGCACGGCUAGGGUAGAUCAGCCGCAGCACCAGCAGCAGGAUAAGGAGGAGGCGGGCUCAGCGAGAGUGAGCGCUGCGGAGCGGGACAGCCUGCUGCUUCAGCACCACCGGGACGAGAUCCACGAGGAGCUGAUGCUGUACAGCGCCCUGGAGACAAGCCUGCCCGCCAACGACGCGCGGGUCAUACGGCGGGCCAGAAAACUCCUCAUGAAAAACAAGUCUUUCAAGCCAAAACCAAGGCCUUCUUUGAGUUUCCGUGAUAUUAAAGCCCUCAAGGCCAUCGCCAGCCGCAGCAUGCCUGGCAGCAUUCGAGGGUCAGGCUCAGGCAGCAAGAAACAGCCGCCAACUGUAGGAGCCCAGUUCCAGUGGUCCCUGUCCAGACUGAUGACGACGUUGAACCAAGCCAACCCCUAUUUCAUCAGAUGUAUCAAGUCAAACAGGGAGAAGGCUCCGUGUGUGUUUGACGAGGAGCUUGUGAUGAGACAGCUGCGCUACACAGGCAUGUUGGCCACCGUCAAGAUCCGCCAGUCGGGCUACAACUACAGGCUGCUGUUUGAGGAGUUCACCCAACUCUACAAGAUUCUGCUGCCCCGCAAGACGGAACACUCUAAAGCUGACAUCCGGAACUUUCUUCAGUCCAUGGGGCUCCAGCAGGAGAAUUACCAGAUAGGGAUCAACAAGAUCUUUUUACGUGAAUCUGAAAAGAUGCGUUUGGAUGAAGCACUCCACUCGGCGAUCAUGGAGCGGGUAAUCAAAAUCCAGAGAUGGGUCAAGACUUGUCUGGAGAGGCAGAGCUACAACCGACUGAGAGAUGCCACCAUCCUGAUGCAGAAACACAUCCGGCGGUUCCUUGCCCAGCAAGACUUCCACGAGUACAGACUGAUGCGGCUUCAGCAGAGCGCAGCCAUCAUCAUCCAGACACACUACCGCUGCUACCUGGCACGCCAGCACUUCCACGCACAGCGCUAUGCUGUCAUAUACAUCCAGUCCUACGUGCGGGCGGUGCUCACAAGGAGAAAAUUCUUCCAGUUGCGGGAUGAGUACUACGCCAUGCUGGCUCGCCAAGAGCAGGAGAGGCAGGAGUUUGAAAGACAGGAGAAGGAGAGGAUCAGGAGGGAGGAAGAAGAGGAGAGAGAGAGAUUGCGAGAGGCAGAGCGUCUAGAGAAGGAGGAAAAAGAAAGAAGGGCAAGGGAGAAAGAGGAAGAGGAGCAGCGGUCAGUGGCCGAGCGCCUGGAGGCUGACCGGCGACGAGAGAAGAAGGAAGAGCUGCAGUCUACGGCCAGCGACGAGGGAGUUCUGGUGAAAGCACCGAGCUCGGAGGAGCUGGAAGAGCGAGACUACGCCACACGCCUGCCCAGGAGGGACUCUGAGGAGAGCAGCGGCAUCAUGGAGGACUCGGAGACAGAGACGACGUCGGUGGACACGGCCAAACCUCCGAGUGAGCCGGUCACUGAGGGGACGGUCAGUGCCACCUCCUCCAGCCCCAUCUCGGAGGCCAUCGACAUACCCGUACCGGACGACGAGGCGUCACGGAUACGAAGAGCUUCCAGGGUCAAAGAGCUCGCUAAAACAUUCCAAAAAACCCCAGAGCGAGAUGACGGUGAGAAGGGGAAGGGGCAAGAGGAAGUGGACGGCCGAGUGUUCGUGGUGCGCCGUGGAUCCCAGCGAUGGAAGCACAGGAAGAGCUCGGCCCCCUUAGCUAAGCAGGAGUCCUUUUCUGAUUGGGACCAGUCCCCGACGUCCCCCGAGCCUGUCCCCAUACCCUCACGGACGUCAGAUGCCAACAUCCGACCAUCAGAUGCCAACAUCCGAUCAUCGGACUCCAACAUCCGACCAUCAGACGCCAACUCUCGCGUGACUGAUGCAAGCGCCAACACCCGACCGACCGAUGCACACCACCGGCCGCCGCCCCUGGACAUCCCGCGCGGCGCACCACUCACGGAGGAGAAGAGGAAGGAGCUAGAGACGGUGGUUUCCCAUCACAGGGAUGUCAUGAUGAGGAGGAAGGAGGACAUGGAGGAGGCAGAGCGGGCUGGUGACCAGGCGGGCCAUCUCAGCCCACUGCGCAAAGCCCGGGAGCAAAUCAAGAACUGGGUCGGAGAAAGACGAGAAGCGAAAAGCUCCAACCACUUAUCCUAUUCAUGCAUUCCAUCAAGCCCCGGACGGUCUUUUAAGUUCUUUAAGCACCGAAGUACGAAAAAGAAACGUGAUGAUAGCGAAGAGGAGUCUGAUGACUUUGUCCUCACUCCGACCAAAAAGACCAUUGAAUCAAUGGGCGUCAGCGUACUCCCCACCCUGUCCUUACCUACAGUGCCCCCGAUCAAUGUGAUCGCUGGCAAACAGCAGUCUCCUCAUCCUCAAGAAGAUGACCACAACAGCUACCCGGUCACCGAACGGUCCCACUGGCAUCAUCGCGGCCGGCGGAAGAAAAAGACGCGCCGUCCGGACAACGCCUCGUCCCCGAGCUGCAGCUCUCAGUCGCGCAGCAACAUGAAGGUCGCGCGGUCGACGGAGUGGCAGUACGCUGAGAACUUGGUCAUCACCGACGUCCUGGAGCUCCGGUUGCUGGACGAGUUCAUCUCGCAAAAGCAACGAGAGCUCUAUGGAGAUACAACGGGGAACAGGCGCUACACCAUAUUUGACCGUAUCUUCAAAGGUGCCUUAGAGAAGUUCCGGAAAGAUCUCAAGUCUGUGAUUGCCAUUGAGGUUGGGAAAGACUCGCCGCUGGUGCGGUACCGAGACCUAUUUGAGCAGUUCCGUCAGGUGUUGGAGGCGGAGAUGAAGCGAGAGCAGACGAACGCGCCCCUGGUCAUGUCGAUCAACGCAUUCCGAGGCUUCCUGGACGAGUUUCGUAAGCAGCAGGAGCUCCGGCAGCGAGAGAACAAGAAGGACGACCGGAGGAUGGAGAAGAAGAAUCUGAAGAGAGAAAAACACAAGAAGACUCAAGAUAUCAUAGAAUACAAUGGCCACAAGUACAUGCAGAUGCAGUUCAGCAUCACCACCUUCUGUGAAGUGUGCACCUCCUUGAUAUGGAUCCUAGACAGGAGUUAUGUCUGCCAGGUGUGUAAACUGGCUUGCCACAAGAAAUGUUAUAGCAAGCACAGCGCCCCGUGUAAAGGCAAUGCUGAAAAUAAGGGUCACCCGAGCAGCAAGGUGUUUGGGGCAAACCUAGACGCCUUGGUGAGUGAGUCGCAGAAGAUUCCCGUGGUCUGCGAGCGCCUGAUGUCGGCUAUUGAACGGACAGGCCUGUAUGUGGAAGGAGUGUACCGUAAGUCGGGGGCGGCCCCGAAAGUGAAGGAGCUGAAAGCAGCCCUUGAGAAUGACGUGGAGGCUGUUAACCUGGAGGACUACCACGUCCACGUUCAAGCUUCGGUGCUCAAGACUUUCCUCCGCAUGCUACCGGAGCCACUGCUCACCUACGAACUGUACGAUGAUUUCUUAAGAACGACAGAAAUCAAAGACGAAAGAGAACUCAUCAGGUCUUUGUUUGAAGUCAUCAAGAAACUGCCACGUGCAAACUUUGACCUCUUCGAGCGGCUUGCUUUUCAUCUUGCCUGCGUGGCCAUGCACUCUGACAGCAACAAGAUGUCGCCCAACGCGCUGGCAGUGGUGUUCGCCCCGGUGGUCCUCGGUACCAACAAACACAUCCAGGCACAGGACGCCAUCGCUCUCGUGCCGCACCAGAUGCUAUGUUUGGAAUACGUCCUGAAGGAAGAAAUUCGCACAGUGAACUCCAAGCUGGAAGACAUCGAUACACUGGAGAGUGCGGAGAAAACAACGGGAGAGAGACUGAAUGCCGUCAGGGCAAGUCUUCGCACCGCCAGGCAAAAAUCACCACUGGCCAGCCCCGUGAAGCAAGCGUCUGUGCACCGGCAAGAGGCUGUGGAUGAGGAGGAUAUCCACGUGAUCAUAGACGAGGAGGAGGAGGAGGAGGGAGAGGAGGAGGUGGACAUGGAACUGGCGAGGGAGGAGAAGGUUCUCAGCCGCCACCUCGCCUCUAUUCACAAAGAGAAGGACAAACUGACCUACAAACUGCCUAUGUUGGAGACGCGGCAGGCCAGCAGCGACGAGGACGUCCUCUCGACCGACGAGAUGGACGCGGUCCUGGACAACAUGAAUGAGGAGUACGCCGUCAACUUUGACCUGCCUGCCACGCGCCCGUCCCUGCCCCAUAUCACUAAAACCAGAAUGUCGGGGCCCAACUGUCGGAGACUUCCUAAACGAUUUGCUCAAAAGGUCAAGGCCGCCCAGCUUGCGCUGGAGGACACCAGCGAGGCGUGCCUCCCCGAGCCCAUCCCCACCAUCAGUAUUCGAUCCCCUCCCUACUCGCAGUAUUCAGGGACAAUGACUGUGGAGUCGAGCUAUGUGACAGUUCCUGGGAUUCUGAGCCUGGCAGACGAGGACGAGAUCAUGGUAUGACCUUUGACUUCUGGAGGGUGCUGUUGAUGAGAGGAUGAGUGAGGUCAUGGUGUGACCUUCGACGUCUGCUAGGGGUGCUGUUGGUGACCUUCGACCUUUGUGAUGAGAGAAUGAGAGGAUGGUAUGACAUUUGACCUCUGUAAUGAGAGGAUGAGAUCAUAGCAUUACCUUCAACAUCUGUGGGGUUGAUGAUGAGUAGAAAAUAUAGUGCAGAGGUUCUGGAUCAGGGGCCUUGAACUCUUUGAGGAUGCUGCAACUGCGGUGUCGAUGUUCUGGGGUGUUUUUGACCGUUGACUGUUUGAGGACACAGUUACUCUGCUGCAAAGGCCCUGGAAUCAUUUACCUUUUCUCGCGUGUUGCUACAUACUGAAGCUUUUUGGGCAAGAGGGAAGGUAGAAGCCUCAGGCGUUCGGAGCAUAAUUGCUGAAUUGAGAAAGAUAGCUUUGAUAUUGGUUGCCCUUGACAUUAGUCUAGCCUUAAAAAUUUAUUUUUUUUAAAGACAGGUCCCAUGGAAAAAAAAUCAUGAUCUCUGUGUGGUCCCCUUUUCUCCUACGUGAACUAGCUAAAAGUUGUCGAAUGGAUAUCUUAGUCAACUGGCAGAAGUGGCCUUGGUGGAAAGCUAGACCUUGAGACAGUCACUUCUCACUCUGAGCCGUAUGCAUCGCUGGCGAGUCGAGUCAUUGGGCAAGACUAUGCCACUGGACGAGGGUUUUUUUGUGUGCAACAUUGUCAUGGACAAUCAGCUGUACAAACAACCACCCCCACUCCUUCCCCUGCCCCCACUUGCAUUUUUUCUGUAUUAAUGACUCUUUAAGAUGUCUAGCUGUCUAAAAUAACAACUUUGCUUCCCGACAAUGAUGGCUGUCUUUAGCAAUUUUGACUCUGUUUCUUUAGAAGGCUGAGGGCUGAUAUAACAAAGUAUAAGCCAGCAUUGAAAAAUCUAGUUUGUCCAAGUGUUGGACAAUGGUCUUUGGAUCAAGAGUACAGUCAAAAUUGCUCCUUGGACAGCCAGUCAUUGUUGAGGAGAAAAGUGAUUGACUUAGACUGAUGGACGUCUUGGGCAGUGUGCCAUUAUUUAUAAUGUAGAAAAAAUGCAAGCUGUGAAAUGGGAAGUAGUUGUCUGUCCAGUUGAUUGUCUUGGACAGGUGGCUGUGUAAGAGCAGGUUCGACUAUUCCAUUUUUAUAAUGGGUUUAUUUAUUUAUUUUUUAAAAUUUGUUUACUUGCUGGAUUUAUUAUAUUGUCGUGAAUCUGUAUACUCAACAAAAUCUGGACGUGACCAUGAUUUGAAGGCAACCGAGAAAAAGGAAAACCCCAAGACAGUCAGUUAAUUCUUUCACUGCCAGCGAUAGGCAAUCAUAGUUUAUCGCACAGUGUAUAUUCUACAUGAACUGUGAAUUGUAAUUUCACACACUUCAAUGAUUUGUGAGUUUAGCAGUCAAAAAGGUUAAAGUUUGACUCUCAGGGUCUGUUCUACUUUGGCUUUGUGUGGAGACUGCUGUGAGGUGAAGUGUCUGCCUGGUGAUUGGCUGUUGUCCGUUCUCUCUACCCAUGUACAUAUUUUGUGUGGGUUUGAACGAGUCUGUUAUCGAUGCUUUUACAUGCCAUUGUUUGUGCUAUGAAAUGUUACUGGAAGCUGAGUUAUAGCGUAAAGGACACAAGGGUUUUGUAAAGCCUUCUAAAAGAAAUGUUUUCUGCCUAUACUAACAGCAGAUAACUUCAUUUACUGGCUCCCAAUAAUAGUUAUUGCAAGAAGAAUCCUUAUGAAAAUGGCUUUCAAUGCUAAGGAACACAACAACAUACUUUUCAGUUUUAGACAUAUCUCUUAAGAUGUUGCUCCUUUUGUUUUGUGCAGAAGUUACCCUGAACUGCUGUAUGUAGUUUGUGAACUUGUGCUUUUGCAGCUUGUAGCCUGUUGAGUCAUUUAUGGUUUUUGUUGGACAAAACUGUCAAGAUGAACUUGUGUAGACAAAGUUGGGUACUUGAAAAUACAGCAGAAAUUGUACACGAUGGCCAUCCAUCGUUGAGGAGAAAAGUGUUUUUCUUAAACAGGUGGAUGUUUUGGAGAGUGUCAUUGUGACAAAGAAGAAACGUAAGGUGGAAAGUGAAAAGAGAUUGUUUGUACAGUCAACAGGUAUGAUUGUAUAUUGUGUGCAAGUGUUGCCACGAGUGGGUUGGAAAUUGUGGGAUGCACGUGUACACAUGUGUAUUUGUACGUUUGCAUGUACUAUGUAAGGAGAAGCCCUUCGAAAGGCUGAAAAUAGAGAUGGAUGGAGCAAAGUGGUAGCCUUUGUGCCCCAAAGGGAUGAGUAAGUAAGUAAGGGACUAAGUAAGUAUGUAUGUACUAGGUAGCAGUGUUUUAUAUAGAAAAAAA